Daldinia decipiens is the source of this 1041-nucleotide messenger RNA. RefSeq lists its product as uncharacterized. The record is from RefSeq and is a predicted model, not a curated record. The transcript has 2 exons. NCBI's taxonomy places the organism in Eukaryota, Fungi, Ascomycota, Sordariomycetes, Xylariales, Hypoxylaceae. The coding region runs from base 1 to 1041 and encodes 346 amino acids.
AUGGCAGAUUCAUCAGAUGGCAAGACCCGGAAAGAUGGGAUGGUAGCCCUUGCUCUGCACCAUUCAGAUGAUGCAUCAUCUAUUGACCUGUUAAAGCACGACGAAAUUGAUAAUCCCACUGAUCAAGCUGGAACUUCAACCACUCAGCCUUUCCGUGUACCAGCGUUGCCAUCUUUGGGCCAUCCAAGCCUGUUGCAGCAUCCCAGUUCAAGAAAACGUGAACAUUCCCGAGUCGAUACUCUAUUAAAAGCUCCUCAAAAGAAGCCGCGACACUGGAAAAGUCGCCAACCAGGAUCUAUUAUGGAUUCAUCUUCAGGCCUUCCCACCCAAGAUACUCAGCCCUCCCAAGGGCAAGAAGCAAGUCAAUCACCUUCCGACUCCAUUAGGAAGCUGCAGCCGCAACCCGAUAACAGCACUUAUACGGAAUUAUGCUUUGAAGUCGACAGUUCUACCCAAUCUACCAGUACAUCCAACGACUUCGAGGAAACUGGUGGGGAGAACAAACCAGCAUCCGGCUCCCACAUGCUCACAGAGUCAGAGGUUGCAUCUUUACCGUACGGACUUGGACUUAUUUACGCCGAGACCUGUAGACUGAAGGCUGAAUCAAAGCGCCGCAAAGAAGAGAUGGAAGCCGAGCAGGCAGCCGAGAAAGCGCGUCUCGCCGCCGUGAAGAAAGCCAACGAGUUCCGAUGGCCUGGUGACACUUCGGCGUAUACAGCAGAGUCUUUUGUGUUCUUGAACCCUCCAGGCAGCGAGCUCCGCGCCAAAGCUAUCCAUAUCGGCAUCCCGAAGAGCCAGCCCUUGACGUCACGCGUCAGCGCCUACGCCGUCAGACAAGAAGGUAGCGCCGAUAUUGAGUUCAGAAUGGCCCGAGAUGGCUCGACCCCGGAAGAAAUACGCCAGGGACCCUUAGUUGACUACAAGCAGAUCCGCCUCAACGACUUCUUCAAGGGUAUGAAGCAGAAUCAAGCUGACCUUUGGGCCAGACAGCUGCUAGCCCAGGUUCCGGGUAUUAACGACGCUAUCGUCAAGUGGAAAUAA